CGGGGUUACAGAAGCAUGCGCCGUGCUCUGACGUCCUGCCACAGCUCCUGUAACCACACAAGUGUGGAAGUUCCCAGUUACGAGCAGGGAUCCCCUUCCGCUCGGGAGCGGCGACUUCAGCGACACCCCCGCCCGGCAGAACACGCGAGGGGCCCGCGCGGGAUCGCGCCCAGAAGCGGCGGCACCUGGUGUUCCCCGGCGCUCAUCACGGAACCAUCCGGCUUUGCCAGGAUGGAAGCCAAGGGUAAAAAGAAGUUCGCGGGGAAGAGUGGAAAAGCACCUCGUGGGAAAGUGCCACCCGGGAAAAGAAAGUUUAAAAAAGAUUCGGGUCCACCAAAGAAACGUAUUAAAAAAGGAGAUGAGGAAGGAAAACCUACAUCUAUUUCCAAUAAAUUUGUAAAAGGGCAGUUUAGACCUGGAAAAACUGGUGUCAACCGAUUCAAGACUAAACAGCAAUCAGAAAAGCUGGCAAAGAAGAGGAAACUCCAGGCUGGUGAAGAGGGAGGGUCAGAUUCUAAGAAGCCAAAGUGGGAUGACUUCAAAAAGAAAAGGAAGGAAUUAAAGCAAACCAGGCAACUGAAUGAUAAAAGUAAUUACGACAUAAUUGUAAAAUCAAAGCAAAUAUGGGAAAGUAUGAGAAGGAAGAAAUGUGAUAAGGAAACACGAGAAAAGCUCAUGAAUGAACUGCAGAAGCUUCUUCGUGGAAAAAUAAAAAGUCUGGCAUUUGCACAUGAUUCAACUCGAGUGAUCCAGUGCUUUAUUCAGUACGGUAAUGAGAAGCAAAGGCAGGAGACAUUUGAAGAGUUGAAAGAUAGCCUAGUAGAGCUGAGCAAGUCAAAAUAUUCCAGAAAUAUUGUGAAGAAGUUUCUUAUGUAUGGGACAAAACCACAAGUUGCAGAGAUAAUAAAAAGCUUUAAAGGCCAUGUGAAAAAAAUGCUCCGUCAUGCAGAAGCAUCUGCUGUGGUGGAAUAUGCCUAUAAUGACAAAGCCAUUCUGGAGCAGAGGAAUAUGCUGACAGAAGAACUAUAUGGCAACACUUUCCAGAUUUACAAGACAGCAGUUGUCCCAACUUUGGAUAAAGUGUUAGAAGCUCAGCCAGAAAAGAGGGAGGCCAUCUUGGAUGAAAUGAAACAGAUUCUUACACCCAUGGCACAAAAAGAGGCUGUGAUAAAGCACUCACUGGUACAUAAAGUAUUUUUGGACUUUUUCACUUACGCUUUUCCAAAACAAAGAUCGGAAAUGAUAGAAGCUAUCAGAGAGGCUGUCAUCUAUCUGGCACACACCCAUGAUGGAGCCAGAGUAGCGAUGCACUGCUUGUGGCAUGGUACUCCUAAGGACAGAAAAGUAAUUGUGAAAACCAUGAAGACAUAUGUAGAAAAAAUAGCAACGGGUGAGUUUUCUCAUCUGGUCUUGCUGGCAGCAUUUGAUUGCAUCGAUGACACCAAACUGGUGAAACAGUUAAUUAUAUCUGAAAUAAAUUCUUCUUUGCCCAAUAUAAUAAACAACAAAUAUGGAAAGAAGGUCAUCUUGUACUUGCUAAGUCCUAGGGACCCUGCACAUUUUGUUCCAGAAAUCAUCACUCUUCUGCAACAGGGAGAUGGAAAUGCGUAUAGUAAGAAGAAUACUGAACUCCGCCGCCGUGAACUCCUGGAAGCCAUUUCCUCACCUUUGCUAGAAUAUUUGCAAGAACAUGCCCUAGAAGUAGUGACAGAUAAAGCUACCUGUGUCUUGGUUGCUGACAUCUUAAGAACAGCUCUUGGUGACAUCCAGCCUGCACUAGAUGCAAUUGCUGAUUUGGCAGCAGAAGAGCUGGUUCCAGGUGGCCGUGAUGGGCAGCUUCACAUUGCAGAACACCCAGCAGGCCAUCUGGUUUUGAAAUGGUUAAUAGAGCAAGAUGAAAAAAUGAGAGACCAUGGAAAAGAAGUUUGCUUUGGAAGAACAUUGGUGGAACGUGUUGGAAUUCAGAAUAUGAAGACUUGGGCAGAAGUAAAUCGAGGUGCCAUUAUCCUUUGUUGCCUUCUCCGGAGUGCUGAUCAAGAAGUAUCAAAUACAGUCAAAAAAGGACUGAAAAAGCUUGUCCCAAAGUUGAAGCUGAUUAAAAAUGUAAAAGGAAUAGAAGCAUUACUGGAGAAAUUGACUUCCUAGUGGAAAUUAAGCUAAAAAGACAAUUUACAUCAAUGCAACGAACUGAGAGUUGGUAAGAUUUGACACCAUGUUUUUUUAAGAAGCAGUGUAAUCAUUUGUAAAUUAAAUAAUUUCCAAAACAA
Apus apus (common swift) is the source of this 2267-nucleotide messenger RNA. RefSeq names its product pumilio RNA binding family member 3 (gene PUM3). The record is from RefSeq and is a predicted model, not a curated record. NCBI's taxonomy places the organism in Eukaryota, Metazoa, Chordata, Aves, Apodiformes, Apodidae. Gene Ontology annotation, biological process: regulation of translation. The transcript is spliced from 18 exons. Gene Ontology annotation, cellular component: nucleolus. Gene Ontology annotation, molecular function: mRNA binding. Bases 16 to 2145 code for a protein of 709 amino acids.